Oncorhynchus mykiss (rainbow trout) is the source of this 1720-nucleotide messenger RNA. RefSeq names its product homeobox protein MSX-2. Lineage: Eukaryota; Metazoa; Chordata; Actinopteri; Salmoniformes; Salmonidae. Gene Ontology annotation, cellular component: nucleus. Gene Ontology annotation, molecular function: RNA polymerase II transcription regulatory region sequence-specific DNA binding; DNA-binding transcription factor activity, RNA polymerase II-specific. The record is from RefSeq and is a predicted model, not a curated record. Gene Ontology annotation, biological process: embryonic morphogenesis; regulation of transcription by RNA polymerase II.
AGUAGACACAGACUUCAGAGCUUGAGAAAUUGUUGUUGACUCCGCGGACAACAGUUGAGAUGCGCAUGUUGUUGUUUACUUGAAGCAUGGAUUCUCCAGUAGAUUUGAAAGAUGGCUUUUCAACCUAUGAGGACACUCCUCCACUGAGGCAGUUUAAGGAGCGCAAAACACCUUUAUCACCUUUACCUUUCAGUGUGGAAGCGAUCAUGUUGGAUAGGACUCAUAGCGAAGGAGAGAGACGCGGCAGCGGUACGAUAAUCUCUCCCCUGGGGAAUUACUCUAUAUCGGUGUCCAGACAGCCGUCUAGUCCAGAAUACUUUAUUGACAAUUUUGACCCGUCUUCUUCGCCAGUUAAAUCAGAGACGUCGGAACCAAGGGACUGUGCGUCAUGGAUAUCACCGCGGUGCAGGUUGUCUCCAGCGCUCAACCAGGUCAAUUUCUCCUUGAGGAAACACAAGACCAACAGGAAGCCCCGGACCCCAUUCACCACCUCCCAGCUCCUGUCCCUGGAGAGGAAGUUCCAUCAUAAACAGUACCUGUCCAUCGCUGAGCGGGCUGAGUUCUCCUCCUCGCUGUCCCUCUCAGAGACCCAGGUCAAGAUCUGGUUCCAGAACCGACGGGCUAAAGCCAAGAGACUGCAGGAGGCAGAUGUGGAGAAACUCAAGAUUGCCGCUGCAGGUGUUGGAUCCAAGCCGGGGUUCUAUCCCCCGGGGUUCUAUCCCCCGGGGUUCUCCUCACUGCCAUUCCCCCUCUGUGUCAGUCUGGAGGGUCUGGGUGGGGAGGUCUCAGAGAUGUGCGGAGGACAGGGGUACCCCUUCAGACGUACCACUCUGUUAACAACCGUACCACAUCUGGGGGUGUACACCUCACCUGUAGGGUACGGACUCCUCCACCUGUCUUGAGGUGUGUGUGUGUGUGUGUGUGUGUGUGUGUGUGUGUGUGUGUGUGUGUGUGUGUGUGUGUGUGUGUGUGUGUGUGUGUGUGUGUGUGUGUGUGUGUGUGUGUGUGUGUGUGUGUGUGUGUGUGUGUGUGUGUGUGUGUGUGUGUGUGUGUGUGUGUGUGUGUGUGUGUGUGUGAUGAACCUUACAACAAGAUAUUAAAUCGUACCCUAACUUUCAGGGGUGCUUUGAAUAUAGUGUGCUGGACCUACUUUGAUAUAUUCAAGAGAUGUGGAAGUGUACAUUGUUAUAUGGUACCUUAUGUUCCCUGGUUUGUUACGGAAGUGACUAGCGCAUCAGAACACCCAUAGUACAAGCAUCAUUGCAGGGUAAUUGUUCAUUUAUUCUAUAGCCCUGACCUCCUAACCUCCUGACCUGUGCUGUAUUUGCCAAAGCUAGUUGGAUUGUACCCAAAGGAUAUUGAUCUGGUUCUCCCGUUUGUCUGAUCACUCCGUAAAUGCGAGAUUAUCUCUAUAAUAGUAUUAUUGAUGUCUCUGUUCCUGUCUUUGGGAAAGGUUAUUUUUAGACUUUCAUAUUUGUGAUAUACAUAUAGGACAACAUAUUUAUUGAAUAAAUGUAAUAUAAGUAAGCAGUAAGAGUCAAAGGGGUGUGGUAUAUGGCCAAUAUACCAUGGUUUAGGGUUAUUCUUAUGCACGAUGCAACGUGGAGUGCCUGGACACAGCCCUUAGCAGUGGUAUAUUGGCCAUAUAUCACAAAUCCCUGAGGUUCCUUAUUGCUAUUAUAAACUGGUUACCAAUGUAAUUAGUUAAAAUAAAUGUAAA